UCCAAAGGCAGAUGAAGCUGAGCCUUUUCUCUUAGCUGGAGGAGGCUCUUCUUCUACUGCUGUGUGGGGGAGUGGGCUACAUCCUGUGGCGUUUCCUGUGUUUGUAAACUAGACGCUGCUGAAAACGUCGGAGGAGUGAAGCUAGUGAGGAGUGAAGAGUUUUAAUGCUAGAUGAGUGAGGUGGGUGUGGCCUCCCACCAGCCCGACCAUCCUGAUUGACGGAUCUCUGGAUGACCUUGUCCCCACCCCUGUCCCUGCGCUCACAUACACCCCAGCAAUGUCACAUCUGCCCAGCAGCUCAGUCCGCGACCAUAUGAAAUGGGCGGGGCUGCUUGGCUGCGAAGCUGUCCUCUCCAGUAUGGCCCUGAUGCAGGCGAGCUCCAUGGCUGCUCCUCCGAAAAAAAUGAUGGCUCCUCUUGGUCAUGUACCACAGCAGAGAGAGGGACCUGACCGUGGUCCCCAGAGCCACAUGAUCCUCCCCUCUGGAAUGAGCUGUCCACCCCUGCUCAUCCGGAAGGAAGGUGAAUUCCAAGCUCCCCGCCUGCUGGAUGAGAAGGAGAUGAGGGCCAACGAGGACAUGCAGCAGAAAAAAAAGAACAGGAAAUCAGUGGCGCCCUGCAAAGUGAGAGAACAAGAAGGAAGGGGAGGGAAGGGCACAGGAGAUGAGAAUGGUCCAUCAUCCAAAGUGCAGAAAAACUUUAUUUGUGAUCACUGUUACGGAGCAUUUAGGAGUGGAUACCACCUGAAGAGACAUAUCCUCAUUCAUACAGGGGAGAAGCCGUAUGCUUGUGCCGUAUGUGACAUGAGGUUUAUUCAGCGUUACCACCUGGAGAGACACAGCCUCAUUCACACGGGAGUGAAGCCGUACGCUUGUUCCAUGUGUGACAUGAGGUUUUUCCAGCGUUACCACCUGGAGAGACACAGACUCACUCAUACGGGGGUGAAGCCGUACGCUUGCUCCAUGUGUGACAUGAGGUUCUUCCAACGUUACCAUCUGGCAAGACACAGCCUCACUCAUACUGGGGUGAAGCCAUACGCUUGCUCCAUGUGUGACAUGAAAUUUUUCCAACGCUACCACUUGGCGAGACACAGCCUCACUCACACGGGGGUGAAGCCAUAUGCUUGCUCCAUGUGUGACAUGAGAUUUUUCCAGAGAUACCACCUGGCAAGACACACUCUCACUCAUACGGGGGUGAAGCCAUACGCUUGCUCCAUGUGUGACAUGAGGUUCUUCCAGCGUUACCAUUUGGCAAGACACAGUCUCACUCAUACUGGGGUGAAGCCAUAUGCUUGUACCAUGUGUGACAUGAGGUUUAUACAACGGUACCAACUGGAACGACACAGUCUUACUCAUACAGGGGUGAAGCCGUACGCUUGCACCAUGUGUGACAAGAGGUUUUUUCAGCGCUACCACCUGGCGAGACACAGCCUCACUCAUAUGGGUGUGAAACCUUAUGCUUGCACCAUGUGUGACAUGAAGUUUUUUCAGCGUUACCACCUGGCGAGACACAGCCUCACUCAUACGGGUGUGAAACCUUAUGCUUGCACCAUGUGCGACAAGAGGUUUUUUCAGCGCUACCACCUGGCGAGACACAGCCUCACUCAUAUGGGUGUGAAACCUUUUGCUUGUACCAUGUGUGACAUGAGGUUUGUUCAGCGUUACCACCUGGCGAGACACAGCCUCACUCAUACGGGUGUGAAACCUUAUGCUUGCACCAUGUGUGACAAGAGGUUUUUUCAGCGCUACCACCUGGCGAGACACAGCCUCACUCAUUUGGGUGUGAAACCUUUUGCUUGUACCAUAUGUGACAUGAGGUUUGUUCAGCGUUACCACCUGGCGAGACACAGCCUCACUCAUACGGGGGUGAAGCCGUAUGCUUGUUCCAUGUGUGACAUGAGGUUUAUUCAGCGUAACCACCUGGAGAGACACAGCCUCACUCAUACGGGAGAGAAGCCAUUUGCUUGUGACAUGUGCGAUAUGAGGUUUAUCCAGCGCUACCACCUUGAGAGACACAAGCGUGUCCAUAGUGGGGAGAAGCCUUACCAGUGUGAACGGUGCCAGCAGAACUUUUCUCGGACAGACCGGCUGUUGCGGCAUCGGCGGUUGUGCCAGGGUCGCAAUGUAGCCAAAGUAGAGAACCAGCCAUGCUGCGAUCCACGUCCAUAUCCCCAAGAACCUCCGCCGGCGCCCCCAACCUGGAGUCCCCUGCACCCCCCUUCAGGUCGGCUGGCGGUCUGACAUUCCACCUUCCCUUCAUCCACAACAUUGCUAGAGAAGGGACAAGCCACAGGGUUUCUUCUUCUUCACAGCUCUGUGCUCGGUGGCGCCACACUUUAGCACAGGCUGAUAUUGCAGCUCCAGUCUUGGGAUUACUAAUGACUGAGGGACAUAUGUGUUUUUGUUGACUUUUUAUUUUGUUGUCAUUUUUCUUUCCUGUUUUUUUUUUUUUUUUUUAAAGGCGAGACAUUUCUGUGAUGAACAGUGGUCCUGUUUUGUACUUAAUCUAUUUGAUUUUUGCAAAAAGAAAAAAAGUUUUUAUUAUUGUUGAAAUAUCUGCAUUUGGUGGUACUCGGGAAGCGCAGUGGGUAUUGUUUAUCCCAAUGUGUUUGCAACAAACUGGGAUAAAGUGGUGAGAAAAAUUAUUUCAACUUCUUUCUUUGGUUUCCUUGCGUGGCCCAUUUUGAUGCCAAAGGAUUGGCACUUAGGUCAUAAUGAAUUAAACUGAGCUUUCCUUCAAGGUGAACUUAGGAAACCACUGUGUUGACAUCUCAUGUGGACCAGAUCUUCUUUUCCUUUGCAGUUAACGCGGCUUUAAAGCAAUUAGAAAUUUCACUAAAAACAACAUCUGGUCGAAACGUAACUACGUAACAACAAGGUUUCCUUGACUUCAUCGUCAGAGAAGGUGCAGUUUUAUUGAUUAUUUGUGUAAAUAAUUGAAAAAUGUUUAUUAUUAUUUCACUAUGGGACUUGAGUGGCGAUUGUUUUAUGCACAAAAUGGGCCAAAAAGAAACUAAAAUAUUGAUCAGAUGCAGCCUGGGGAGAGCUGAGGAACAUGAGCAUGUUUUAGGUUCAUAACUGUAAAACAGGAAGUCCAGUGAUAAAGAGGGGCAACCUGCAGUUGAAUCUGGGUCACAGGAGAGUCACCUGUCUACCCUGAGUUCUGUUAUAUAUGACAAACUAAUGACUUGGGACAUGGCACAUGAUGGCAGCCUUAGCAAGUUUUGAGUUUUACUAUACAUACUGCUGUGUAUAUGUUCAGUACAGUAUUGAUAGUGCUCAGCAGAGAACUGUCUCCAGCUCUGUCCAUAGAUCACGAUCUAAAAUAGUGCAGGUCGGCCACGUAAAGUCCCAUUAUGUUGUUUGUACAGUUUCUCACAUUGUGAGAUGUAGUGGGGGUAUACAAAAUCUUGUGGCCUUAGUGUUUCUUUUUUUUUUCCUUUUCAUUUGCCUUUUUCCUAACAGUUUUACUAUUGUGGAUCAGAUGUAUUUUCCGAAAACGACACAGCCGAUCAUGAACAUGGUCUGUGUUUUUCUUUUGUUAAAAACCUUAAUGCUGUCACGAUUACUGAAUUCUGACAGCGGUAGUGGCGCGAAAACAGACUCUUCUCCCGUCGCGAGAGAGACGGCGAACAUGUUGGGGUCGUGUAACACAGUAUAUAUAAUCGUACAGGAGCCCUGCGGAGUUGGACAGUCCUUGUGUGAGAAGUCGGUUGUGCUAAAUUGUUUCCCGCUGCAGUGCUUUGGCCAGUCACAGGCCGCAGCAGAAUCAACACUCUCGGCUUGACUCUGCUUCACACUAACUGUUGCCUUUUUUAUCCAAAUACGUUGUGGUUGGUGUGUAGUAAUGGAUGUCUGUCAUGUCUUUGGCUUUAGCCUUAAGUGAGUGCAGAUACACAAAUAAUCAUUGUAGUACUAAAUGAUAUUGUAACAAACCAUUUCUUUUGAAACUGAUGAUGAAGCGCUUUGUUCCUACUGUGUGGAGUCUGUGUGGAGGUCAGACGGCAGAGACGACGGUCAAUCGGAGCCACUGUGCUGCCUGUUGAAGAGUUUCUCAAACUUAAUCCUUUUGUGUGACUGAGGCUGUGGUGUCGCUGUUCCCCUCACUGCACUGUUAAACCCAGAAUGCAGGGCUCAGUGGUGAAAGGAUUAGUGCACAAGACUGACUUUUUAACUGUUCUUUGAAACCACAGCAAGAAACAGAUGCGUUAUUUCGGGAAUUUAAUCUGAUUUGAGUUUAUUUAGAUGAGGCUCGAUGUUCCUAUUUUGAUUUGUUGGAUAAAAAGACGGAUAAUGUUAAGUUUAAGAUGAGGGGCACUUUUUUUUUACAUUAGUAUUUUUGGAGAAAAAAAAUUGUUAAAUUGAGACAAAGUUGUGUGACGGAUAAAAUGGUGCAUAAAGAGGAGAUUCAGUGGCUUAAGAAGUAUAAACGCCAGUGGCAGCAAAGAGGCCAAGUUUGAGAAAUGCAUCAACUUGCUCUGGACACACUAUUCCAAAACUAUGGAAGGGUCACCGCUGGCACGAGCACGUACUCAGAAUGGCUAAAGGGCAAUACAGUAUAUAUUUGACAUCACUUGUUAAUACAUUUUUGUCAUUUAUUGUUAUUUUUCUUUUGUUUUUUUAGUAUUAUCAAACUCCUUGUUAAAAUGCAAUAGAAUCCUUGUGUCUCGGAUCAUUUGUUUAUAAGAAUGAGAUUUAAUUUUUCAGACUGAUCAAAAGGAUUUAUUUGUCUGAGGAUUUCUCAUCAUGUUUUUUUAUGAUUGUUUCAAGGACCUUUUUUUUUAUUCUGAUGAAAAAUGUAAACACUGGAGUGAAAGGAAAAAAAAAAGACAAAAAAGAGAGAUGGAUAUUUUUUUCCCUUCAGACUGUAGUAGAUCUUAGGUUUUAGACAAAGCCUAUUUCUCCUCAACAUGACGCAGAGAGUGGACAGAACCAUUUGGAUCAGUACAGAGUGAGCCCAGUAUGUUGAGUAAUUUUAACAUUAGAGGCACUAAGUAGUACCACAAAAAAUGUUUUUUUGUUUCUUAUACAAAGUCCCUGGUAUUUGUAGUAAAUUAUAUUGAUAAUGGUAUUAGAUGAACAACAGCAUAACAGUAGCUAUCACAGAUUAGUUGUUUUCUUUAUUAGUCUUGCAUGCAGAGUUAUGGUCCUCAGUUAAAAUAGGAUCUUGAUAUUAUUUUGUGUAGGAAAAUGAGUGCAUAAGAAUAACUUUCUAAAAAAAAUGUUACAAUGAUAAUUGUAAAAUGGGCUAACUAAUAUGUACCCUUGUGAUCCAAUUAGUUUCAACUGUAUGAAAAUCAGAGGAGAGGCUUCUUAUUAUUAUGCUGAAAUAAAAGACUUUGUAAAGGA
Solea solea (common sole) is the source of this 5347-nucleotide messenger RNA. RefSeq names its product zinc finger protein 740a (gene znf740a). Gene Ontology annotation, cellular component: nucleus. The record is from RefSeq and is a predicted model, not a curated record. Gene Ontology annotation, molecular function: DNA-binding transcription activator activity, RNA polymerase II-specific; RNA polymerase II cis-regulatory region sequence-specific DNA binding. Gene Ontology annotation, biological process: regulation of transcription by RNA polymerase II. The transcript is spliced from 21 exons. NCBI's taxonomy places the organism in Eukaryota, Metazoa, Chordata, Actinopteri, Pleuronectiformes, Soleidae. The coding region runs from base 278 to 2239 and encodes 653 amino acids.